Blastomyces gilchristii SLH14081 is the source of this 6658-nucleotide messenger RNA. RefSeq names its product protein-tyrosine phosphatase. Gene Ontology annotation, cellular component: cytoplasm; nucleus; cytosol. NCBI's taxonomy places the organism in Eukaryota, Fungi, Ascomycota, Eurotiomycetes, Onygenales, Ajellomycetaceae. Gene Ontology annotation, molecular function: MAP kinase tyrosine/serine/threonine phosphatase activity; protein tyrosine/threonine phosphatase activity. The coding region runs from base 2891 to 5341 and encodes 816 amino acids. Gene Ontology annotation, biological process: negative regulation of MAPK cascade; protein dephosphorylation. The transcript is spliced from 4 exons. The record is from RefSeq and is a predicted model, not a curated record.
UCUUCAUUAUUGAGCAGUGCUGUGAUGUUUUUGGUAAUACUGAUGAAGCUCCAGUUUCAACACGAGUCUCUCAAUUCUUUACCCAGCAGUAAUUGAGAAUGCUGGGAUCAAAAUGCCUUCUUCUGGCAGUGUGCACGCGUAAUCUGUCCAUCUGAACACCCACUUCUUGUCAGCAGCACACACCGAUUUGAUGACUGCGGCGCUUCUAGGACUUUAACCAGGAAAAACUUCAUUCAAUAAACCCGGUCGGUCUAGGCUUUUCCAACAGUUGACUGAGAUCGCAAUUAACUCAAUCUCAUAAUACUUCAGAAUAUUCUGAAGGGAUUUUGUGACAUUCGAAGUUAAUUUGUAGAGUAUCCAUCCAGCUUGGCUCAUUUGAGCUUUGGGGAAACCUGGACCGUACCGGACGACAGGGAGCUAUCCAUUAUUAGCUAAAGAUCAGAUUGCAAUGAGGCAUGAUCCGAAACAAUAAUGCGCAUGUCGAUCAAACAGCCCCUUCCUGGUUCUUAUUAUGAUCAGCGUAGCAAACAGGGAAACGGAAGAGAAAAUCGUGGAAAGUUGGGAGGUAAAGGAGCAGCUUAACGUCAUCGUAACUACCAAUGUACAGCCUAGUCUAUACAAGGAGAAGAAAGGGGGGUUGGUUAGGAAAACAAAACCCACGGUUUUAAAUGCCUUGUGGGUGGGUGCACGUUCUCAAGGCCGUUUUCAUUCACCCUCCCUUACCGGCGGUCAAAUCUGGAAUGUGGCAAGGCUGAUCCGAGAAAACGGUCAGAGCACAAUAAUAAUAAUAGUUAGUUGGGAAAAGAAAUACAGAAGCGCACCUAACGCUUUUCUGAAACAUGAAACCGAAACACAACAAUCAUUUGCUGAGCGUGUUUUCUUGCGUGCUUUGAACCAUUAUUCCCUCUUCGGCUCUCAAUCACAGACGCUUGCUGUUCGGGUUGCAGCUCCUACGAAUCGUUUCGCAGGACGUUAACCGACUCUCAGGUAGGCUAGAAAUGCUUGAAAGGAAACAAUAUGAGAGCACUGCUGGUCGUUUCGUGUAGGAGGCGCACAAUCAAUUUUCAUCUGAGUGACAAUGCAAAUAGAGCAUAUAUGUCCUUGAAGAGUGGGGGGGACAGGAAGGGUAAAGGGAAAGAUCGGUUUUCUUCCUCUCUCUUUUUUUCCAUUCCAUUCUUCUCUUUUCUAUGCUUAAUGGGCACUAGUAGUGACCGCGGAUCCCAAAGGGUGCUCAUCCCAUUCCAUGCGCAAGCGUUUUCUAGAAUUUUGUGAUGACGGCAAGAGUCGUUACGCACACGUUGCGAUGCGAGGGGAGUCUGGGAUAUGAAAUAACCCAAACCCAAAUAUAUCCCUGAACCACUAAUGCCAGUCUCGUGCAGGCUGGGAUGGCUAAAUAUAGAGCAGUUAUGGUUGCAAUCAACGAGGCCAAGGCUUCCAAGGGUGGUUGGAUGGCUUUCGGGGCAGGUGGAUAGUGAGUGAUGAUUGGCCGCAGCAGGAAUCGUUCCGGCGGCUACAGCCGACAGGACAGGCCAAUGGAAUGUGUCCGACGAGGUCCAGCGAAGCAGCACGAAUGGUCAACGGCAACAGGCGUUAGACAAGUGAAUCUCUGUUGUAUAAGCAUGACUCUGUCUCUGCUGCCUCAGGUCCCUGGGUAAACGUGUAAUCCGGGCCUUGAGUACUCCACCGACCCGACCGCACCCUUGUCCAGCUGUCCCUUCGACCUCCUUUGGCCCUGGAACUCCCGCCCAGAGGCUAGAGAGCAAACGUAACGGGCUGUGGACUUGUGGUUGGCUCCCUGCAGCGCGACCUAGCGCUAAGACCCUGGCCUGCUCAUCCUGGCUGGCUCGCGUCUCGCAUGUCUUGUCAUAUCGUGUAUUAUUGUAUGGUAUGGUAUCCGUGUUUGUUUGUGUUCUGUAACGUCCGAUGCGGCUGCUUGCUCUGCUCCAUCUCUCGUCUCCCUCAACUUAUCCUCCUCCUCCUCCUCCUCCUCUUCUUCUUCGUCGUCUCUCCUCUCCUCUCUUCUUCUCCACAACGUCGUCAUCAUUAUCACCUCCUUCCUCCCCUUCAAACUUCUAUACUCCUUUUCUCUUCUCUUCUUCUCGUCUCCUCUUCUCCCAGACACUGGCUGUUUGGCCUCCUGUAUUGCCCUUCCCCCUCCAUCCCACUCCUGCACACUCUGGUUCCAAGCAUCCAUCCAGUCUAGAAAUACCCCCUUCCUCUAGGCUUGCAAACUUGCUUACUGGCCAACCCCUUUUGAUCCCCCUCUCCUGAUUCCAGAUUGUCUGGUGUCUCUCCUGUCGGCACUCCACUGCCCAUUCUCUGCUGCUACUCUCUUCACUUCUUCUACUUUCCUUUCAUUUCAUUUCAUCCCAUCCACCUUGACGAGGUUACACUAUUUCACUUACGCACUUUCGAGUCUUUCCCGGGUGGAAACGACUUGUCCCACGGCUCAUCGCGAGCCCCAGCCAUUCGGCCAUUCAGCCAUCUAUCCAGCCAUUCGACCCUCCCGAUCCACAUCCCCUAAUUUCCCUAACAAAGGGUUUCGCCCUUGACCGACUAUCCACCUCCAUUUCGAAGCGGGCGCCCUCCCGGAAAGUCGUUUAUUAUACGAUUGUUAUUGAAGAAACCCAAGGGCAAACACUUUAACGAUAAGUACCACGCAUUGACAGCCCAAUAUAACGCAUAACCUAAUGGCAUAUCUGGAACCGUUGCUGGUCUGAGAUAUAAGUUUAUUGCGACUUGGCUGUUGGGGCCAAGAGUGUUUUGCUGGGCCUUCUUUUUGCCCUUGUUUCUGUUAAGAUACUAAGAAUAUCCACCAUCGUUUGCGCAGGUGGCAGGUCCAAAAGCCCUUUAUUUCCAGGACGUCCAAUGUGGCAUCCAUAAUACGGCAAUGUCGUUAGAGAUGCUGAAUGAGCACAGCAACUGCCCACAGAUUGGUUCAACGAAACGCAGAUCUAGUUCUCUCUCGCGGUCGGACAUACCCGCCCAGCCAGCCUCUCCCUCGCUCUCUUCGUCGUUUCCCUCUUUCAUGUCUACAAUUGCUGCUGCAACUGCUGUUGCGGAUGGGUCGAGUUAUUAUUACAAUGAGGGAAGAGAAAAGAAGCGCUUGGGACCAAGGAUAAUCAUGGAUGCGGGCGGCUCAACGACGGCACCGUCAAUUGCAUCCGCCUCAGCCACUUCCACUGCCCCCGUCAAGGCUACAGCGGUAGGGUAUGGUCUAAGCCGUCCACGGACCGCUGGCUCAACAGCACUUAAUCCUCCCCAGAUACCCUACCAAUAUCUACCACGCGAAAACCUGUCCAUUGCAUCCGGAUCGACAGACUCUUCCCCCACCACUACUAUCUCCACUUUUGAUUCCCCUGUCGUCCAGGACGCUUCUCCAAGCUCUUCACCGGAGUCCCCUUCCUCUGUUACGCCUCUUCCAUCGCUUAAACCCAUGACACGUAUUACGAAUGGCGAUCGACUGGCUGCCCAGUUAAGCGCUGAGUCGUGUUUCAGACCGAACCAACCCUUCUCUACUCAACAUCAUCCUCAGCCGGAGUCUCCAACACGCAGAGCUCGAAAUUUGAAGAAUUUAUCGCUUAAAUUACCCCCGACUGCGUCCUCUCGUCAAGCCAUAGCUACAGCCCCCAUCAGAAACAACACGCCUAAUAUCUCAGCGCCCGCAUCUCCCAUACAAUCUAGUACCAGGUGUUUACGUCGCAAACCUCCAAAUCUUACGAUACAAACUGACCGAUCCUUUUCUUCUAAUAUUUCAGAGGUUGUUCCUCCUACUCCAAAUACCCGACCCACCCUUCGACAUAUCGAGUCGUCACCGUCACUCAACUCCAUAUUCUCUCCAACAGCGCCAAGUAAACCUUCUCUUGCGCUUCCGGGUUCAUUUUUCCAGUCUUCGAAACGGCCCAUGCCAGGCGCUUGGGAAGAUCGCGUUUCACUGGAUCGACCAUCCCCUUCUGCACAACACAUAUUUUCCAGUAGGGAAGCUUUGCAUGAGCUUGUUGAGGAAGAGGAUAACCUAGCUUCACGUGAAUCGCAGAAGGGUAGCGAUAAGGGUUAUCCGGAUGGACCUAUUUUAAUAUAUGACACCGGCCUCUACCUCUACCUGGAGCCAAGCUGCGAGGAAGCUUCAAAAUUUGAUGUCGUUAUAAAUGUCGCCAAGGAGGUUACAAACCCGUUCACAAACGCAGAACUGAAACAGGAUACUGUCGUCUCGGUAUGGAAGGCUACAUUACCUGAUGCGCAGCGACAAUCCGUGGCGGAACCUGAUACUGCCCUGUCAGAAAUUUCUUUCAAGUCUGCUUUCGAACAUCAGCCCAUAGGGACGGAGUCGCCGGCAAGCCCAAGGCGUCGCCCAUCUGAGCCAGAGUACAUACAUGUACCAUGGGAUCACAACUCUGAAAUUCUCGACGACUUAUAUCCUCUUUGCGAGGUGAUCGAUAACAGGAUUUCGCAAGGGAAAAAAGUCUUGAUCCAUUGCCAACUUGGCGUCAGCAGAUCCGCGUCGCUGGUCAUCGCAUAUGGUCUGUUUAAAAAUCCCGAUAAAGACUUCAAUGCGAUGUACAGCAUUGUAAAGGGUAGGAGUUGUUGGGUUGGGCCGAAUAUGAGUUUGAUUUAUCAACUGACUGAUUUCCGGACACGGGUUCAGCAACGGGGCCCUUCCCGAUCUCCUCCGGCUGAAUGGUUUGAUGGAUCCCUAGAUGCGAAAGCAUCUACCACCCAACCAGAAGCUCAAGGGAAUUCUUCUUUAAUUUCAAAACCCCCACGACCCCCAGUCCCUCUCUUCGACGCAGUCGUCAGCAAUUCAAAAAACUCAACGACAUACCCAUUCACCAACCCCUUUAGCUGGACAGGCUCACACACAUCAUCUUCAAACUCAACAUCAUCCGCAUCGGCAAUUACGAGCCAACAGCGUCGAAACGUCUCCCCACGCCCCCUACCUCUCCGCGAACAGUACCAGACAAUCCACUCCCUCCGUCGUCCUCGUCAGGACAACUCCAUCCCGUCCCACCGAACCUUAUCUCGAACCUCCGUCCACCAAAUGGACCUUGUCAUGCAAGACGUUCCCGCAACGCCAUCCAUACUCUCACCCCGCGCCGCUGAGUUCUGGACAACCCCAUUCUCCCACACCCGCACCGCCGCGGGUGAUCUCGCCUGUCGUCUCGACAGUACCAACAAGAAUGAUUCCAAUCCUAGUGGCAGUGGCAAUCGUGUGUCGAUAGAGGUUAUGUCCCCUGUCGUUCGCGCCUGUCACUCACCACCUCCAAACGCUGCGGAUCCGCGGUCACCACCGCAACAACGGCGGGAACCAGUUAUUAUGAGAAAUAUUGAUGAAUUUCUUUGAUACCAUUUUUUUUUUGUUCUGUUUGUUUUUCCUUUAGCUUUUGUUGACUUUCUUAUUAUUGCUGCAGUUUGCAUGUUGAGCGGUGCCGACAAAAAGGGGAGGAGAGGAUGUAAUGAGAGAUUUGAGAUAUUCGGGGGAUGAGGGCAAAGAAAGUAGCUGGGAAACCCCCCCCACCGGCCCCCCGCCCCCCUCCCCCACGCCCUCUCAUUUCUAUUUCCUUCUCGUCUUCCUUUUCGUUUGCCCUUUUUUCUUAAUUCUUCCGUGAUAAUUUGUUGUUGGGCAGCUGGAAAACACGCCCGCAAAGCGAGGGACGGCGUUCUUGGUGAGAUCACAAUAAUCUGGGUCUUUUUUUUAAUUUUAUUUUUCCGUUUUUGGCCUUUCUCUCUUUUUUGUGUGCUGUAUGGUGCAUUAUAAGGGAAAAUCCAUAAAUUAUUAUUAUAUAAUUUUGGCGGAGGUAAAGAAAAAGGGGGGGAAGGUUUUUUUUCUCUCUUUUAUCUUUGCAUCGCUCUUUCCUUUUUCUUUUCUUUUCUUUUCUUCUCUUCUCUUUUCCUUUCUUUCUUUUCCUUUUCUUUUUGUUCUUAUUAUUUUCACCUUCCCCCUCUUGUUUUGGCUGUUGGUUGAUAUGAAAUGAAAUGAAAUGAAUGAUUUAAUCUCUUUUUUCUCUUUUUUACAAAAGAACCACUCACUUUUGAGCUGAAAUGAGAUAUGAUUAUGACUUAAAAUGGGAUUAAAGUCAGUGAGAUAUAGCACAGGUAUUAAUAUUAUAUAGUCUUUUAUAAAAAAAAAAGAAAGUCCACCUUCUCUUUGAUUUUUACAUUUUCUGAAGGGUGUCUAGCAGCAGGCUUUGGUGUUUGCUUUGUUCUUUUUUUACACUCAAUGUCAGUUUACUGCUAUUUAUGAGUUUGAUGUUUCAUCUCAAAGUCUUCUUUCUAAGAAUUUUGUUGUGCAAUAGUUUUCUUUUUGAUAUCUUGUUUCUUUGUCAAAAUGAAAAUCAAGGUAUUAACUAGAAUAAAGAAAAUAAUAUGUGAAGAGUCUGCUUAGCUUUAAUAGAUGUUAAAUAUAAAAGAGAGAGCUAAGUUUCAGAAUGAGAAUAUAAGAAUGUUUCUUGGAAAGACUCAUGUUCAUUUCACAAAUGCAUGACUUCUUUUUGGAAAUGCUUUGUUUCAUUGAGAGUGUACUCUGAUAUUUCAUGUGUUUGAGAAGUGAAUAUGAGAAUGUUUCAAACCUCUUUUUUAUGUCAGGACUGGUGAAGAAUGAGAAUAAUAAAUGUAAUUAAACAUGUUUCAGAGCUAGUUUCCAAGAAAUAUGACAGAUUAG